Messenger RNA from Monomorium pharaonis (pharaoh ant), 2278 nucleotides. It is a transcript of the gene Pms2, whose product is annotated as mismatch repair endonuclease PMS2. Lineage: Eukaryota; Metazoa; Arthropoda; Insecta; Hymenoptera; Formicidae. Gene Ontology annotation, molecular function: ATP binding; mismatched DNA binding; ATP hydrolysis activity. Gene Ontology annotation, cellular component: MutLalpha complex. The record is from RefSeq and is a predicted model, not a curated record. The transcript has 5 exons. Bases 167 to 2182 code for a protein of 671 amino acids. Gene Ontology annotation, biological process: mismatch repair.
UGAAAUCACGCAACCACACCACCAGUGGAUGUUUCCGAACGCAGCCUACGAAGGUGCGACUGAGACACAUACGUUUUGAGUGGGUUUAAAGUUAGUGUAAUUUCAUCAAUAUUCAGAGAUAUUUGUGACGUUGCGCAUACUUAGGUAUGUGGGAACAAACCGUAUAAUGGAUGAACCUAUUGCAACAACUGAAAAAUCAAAAAAGAUAGAAGCUAUAAACAGAGAAACAAUUCAUCACAUCUGCUCCGGCCAGGUGGUGCUGGAUCUCGCGAUCGCAGUCAAAGAAUUAGUGGAGAACAGUUUAGACAGUGGUGCCACGGUAAUCGACGUCAAGCUUACUGAUUACGGUAAAACAUGUAUCAGUAUAAGUGACAACGGCAGUGGCGUUUCGGAACAGGACUUCGAAGGCUUAGGCUUGAAACAUCACACUUCGAAGCUUCGGGAAUUCACAGACUUAACCGAAGUGAAUACAUUUGGCUUCCGUGGUGAAGCGUUGAGCUCUUUGUGUGCUCUGUCCGAGUUGAGUGUCGUCACUAGACAUGCCACGAGCGAACAUGGUUUCAAAUUGGAAUUCGAUCGGAAUGGUGUUCUCACGAAGAAGGAACCGUGCGCCAGAGAGAGAGGCACUACGGUGCAUGUGAGGAACAUAUUUAAAAAUCUGCCUGUGAGAGCGAAGGAGUUUCAGAAGAAUCUGAAGAAGGAGUACGCGCGUGCCGUUCAAAUCUUGUACAGUUACUGCCUGGUCUCCACCAACAUCAAGAUAACAUGUUCCAAUUUGAUGUCAGGAAAAUCGCCCAAUCUAGUGGUGGCCACAAGGCAUACCGAUGACGUGCUGGACAAUGUCAAUUCCGUGUUCGGCAAGAAGUCCGUGGACGGAAUUGUUAAACUCGAGUUGCAGCCUCCGGACGAAGCGAUGCUGCAAGAAUACAAUUUGCAUAAUGACCCUGUUAUAGAUUUCGAUUGGGAGUGCUAUGUGAGUACCUGCGACCACACGAUUGGACGUUCCUCGCCCGAUCGACAAUUUUUCUAUGUAAACGGCCGACCGUGCGAUCUCGCGAAGAUCAGCAAAUUGGUUAACAACGUGUACCAUAGGUACAACAACAAACAGUAUCCGUUCGUCUUUUUUAAUAUCAAAUUAGACCGGCAAUGCGCCGACGUUAAUGUCACUCCGGAUAAAAGAACGAUAUUCGUUACGCAAGAACGUCUCAUAUUAGCGACAUUGAAAUUUAGUUUGAUGACAAAAUUGGACAAAUUGCAAAGGAAUUUUACGGUCAAAACUUUAACGGAGUUAAAUUUUGGCUUGAAAAGGACAAUCUCGCCUAAUCACGCGCAUCCACCAGCUAAAAGAUUACAAGUAUCAUCCCCUUCAGUAUUGCAUAUUACGAAAGAGAAUGAUAUUCAGACUAAUUUAAAAUCAAUGAAAAAACCUGUAGAUGUAGAAAUGGUAAUAAGUAUAGCAGCGAUAAAAGAAAAAUUAAAUGAGAAACAGAAUGUCGAUAAAGCACCUGCCAGUACAGCUAAAAGAAUAAAAUAUAGAGUACAAAUGGAAGCUAAUCAAAACGAGGCUGAAAAGGAAUUACAAAGAGAAUUGACAAAAGACUCAUUUGACAAGAUGGAGAUAAUAGGUCAGUUUAAUCUUGGUUUCAUAAUAGCUCGCUUGGAAGAUGAUCUAUUUAUUAUCGACCAACACGCUACUGACGAAAAAUUUCGCUUUGAGAAGCUCAGUAAUGAAACGAAGCUGAAAACUCAAAAACUUAUUAUACCAAAGUUAUUGAAUUUCUCUGCAUUGAACGAAACAAUACUUAUAGAACAUCAGGAAACAUUCGAAAAUAAUGGAUUUACUUUUAAUAUUAAUGAACAAGCUGAGCCUGGCAAGAAAAUUGAAUUAAUAGGAAUGCCCGUUAGUGGUAAUUGGCAGUUUGGUCAAGAAGACAUUGAGGAAUUAGUAUUUCUCAUUAGAGAAGCGGGAAAUGAAAACAAGUAUAUGUAUCGUCCAAGUCGUGUCAAGCAAAUGUUAGCGUCCAGAGCGUGUCGCAGCGCGGUCAUGAUCGGCACAGCGUUGAACACCAGUGAGAUGCAGAGGCUAGUAACGCAAAUGACGCAAAUGGAGAACCCGUGGAAUUGUCCACAUGGGAGACCUACCAUAAGGCACCUGUUAUCUUUAUUACUAAUAAACAAAUAAUCUGUGAUGUUUCGCGUUUUAUGAAGAUAUUUUGUCUUUAAAUAUAAGCAAAUAAUUCUUCAUCCACAAGUCCAUCUUUAAUUAUUAAAUUCUCAA